Messenger RNA from Corapipo altera (White-ruffed manakin), 844 nucleotides. RefSeq lists its product as uncharacterized. The record is from RefSeq and is a predicted model, not a curated record. NCBI's taxonomy places the organism in Eukaryota, Metazoa, Chordata, Aves, Passeriformes, Pipridae. Bases 101 to 844 code for a protein of 247 amino acids. The transcript is spliced from 6 exons.
AUGGACUGACUUCAGUGAAUUCAUUAGCGGGCUCUUAGGCCAGGAGGAGGGAAGGUCCUGCCUGAACCCCAGGCUCAUCACUGGAGGGUCCAUCUCCAGCAUGAACACAGAGGCUGCCUCCUGCACUUCAAGAGGCCGCGCCAAAUCUUUGCAUGGAUUAGUCGUUAACAAUGGGGUUAAUAAUGAUAAUGACACAAAUGUCCUGUGCCUGCAUGAGCUACACUUAGGAAAAUCUGCCAGCACCAGUGCUGUGGCCAGCAUCCUCACCUUCCACAGUGUGGUACCCAGCUAUCUCAGCACCUCUGCCAAGGAUGCUGCAGAUGUUGUCCAGCAGGUCUCUUUUCCUGCCAUCUCAGGAGCAAGGCUGGUGAAUGAUGUGCAGCAAGGAAUCACAGCUGUGAACAACCAGCAAAUUCCUGGGAGGAGAGCCGGGUACCAGAUGCCGUGGAACACGUCUUUGCAGUGGUGCAGUCUGAGGCAGCUCCCUGGGAUGUUCUGCCUUCGGCAGGAGCAGAAGGAAGCUAAGCCAGGGCUCAAUCCCGGGGUCGAGAACGGGGAGGAGGCGGAGGCGGGCGGGGGGCGCGGCGCCUCGUUACGGCGGCGGCUGCUGCGGGAGGUACCGGGCGCCGCGGCGGCGAGCGGAGCCCGGCAGCAGCCGCCAGCCCCGGGGUAUGCGGGUAAGCGGGAGAGGAACGCGGAGGAAGGCGAAGAGCGGCGGGGAGCGGGACGAGGGAGCCCGGCCGAGCCCUCCCGAGCGGCAGAGGAUGCGCCGAGCCCCGGGGAGUCGAACCCAGCUGCAGCGCGGCGCGUCCCUCCCGGCCGCCGCCCAAGCCCGCGGAGGUAA